AUGCAGUAUAUUCAAUCUCCAGUUUCAACUUGUUGUUAUGGUCAAGCUUGCUCAAUGGCAUCUUUGUUGUUGGCAGCAGGCGAACCAGGCAAAAGGUACUCGCUUCCCAAUUCUAGCAUUAUGGUUCAUCAACCGAGUGGUGGAGCACGUGGACAAGCGACUGAUAUUGCUAUACACGCCAAAGAAAUCCUGAGAGUAAGGGGAAGGUUAAAUAAAAUAUAUCAAAAACACACGAAAAAACAUACUUUAGCCGAUAUUGAAAAGGCAGUAGAACGGGAUUAUUUUAUGACGGCUGAAGAAGCUCUAGAGUUUGGCUUGAUUGAUAUGAUAAUGGAGAAGAGAGAUGUGAGUGUUGAUGAGGAAUCAUCCACCCAUAUGUAG
Messenger RNA from Ambispora gerdemannii, 381 nucleotides. Lineage: Eukaryota; Fungi; Glomeromycota; Glomeromycetes; Archaeosporales; Ambisporaceae. The record is from the annotation of a GenBank genome assembly.